AGGCACACGUCCUGCCCCCCGGAGCCCCGCGGGCACAGUGUUGUCCUCGCCGGGGUCACCGUCACGCGAGGGAGCGUGAGCUGGAAUUUCGGUGGACGCGUCCUCAGCCCAAGGCGCAGGUCCCAGCAGCCAUACCCACCGCCACGCCUGUCGCCCCAGCGUCCCAGCCAUGGCGGGAAGCUCUAACGUGCCCCACAAGACGUCGCUGCCCGAGGGCAUCCGGGUGGGCACCGUGAUGAGGAUUCGCGGCGUCGUCCCGGAAAAGGCCGCCAGGUUCUAUGUGAACCUGCUGUGCGGCGAGGGGCCGGGCGGGGAGGCUGCCCUCCAUUUCAACCCGCGGCUGGACGAGUCCACGGUGGUCUUCAACAGCCUGGAGCAGGGCACCUGGGGCCGGGAGGAGCGCGGCUCAGGCAUUCCCUUCCAGCAUGGGCAGCCCUUCGACGUGCUCCUCAUCGCCACCGAAGAAGGGUUCAAGGCGGUGGUCGGCGACUCGGAGUACCACCACUUCCGCUACCGGAUCCCGCCGGCGCGCGUGCGCCUCCUGGAGGUGGGCGGGGACCUGCAGCUGCAGUCGGUGAAGAUCUUCUGAGCCUCCGGGCGGGCGGCGGGGUCGGGGGUCGGGGGUCCGGGGUCCGGGGUCCCGGGCGCGGGAGGGCAAAUAAAGUUUCAGCCCGCGUGUGUGCGCCCCGUC
This is a messenger RNA of Herpailurus yagouaroundi (jaguarundi), 691 nucleotides long. RefSeq names its product galectin-7-like. The record is from RefSeq and is a predicted model, not a curated record. Lineage: Eukaryota; Metazoa; Chordata; Mammalia; Carnivora; Felidae. Gene Ontology annotation, molecular function: carbohydrate binding. The transcript is spliced from 5 exons. The coding region runs from base 170 to 589 and encodes 139 amino acids.